GCCUCGAGGGCGCCUGUGGCUGUCAGAGCUGGAGCCGGGAGCCUGAGCUGAAACCUAAGCGAACCGGCCAUGGAGAGUCACCGUUGGCUGCCUCUGGAGGCCAAUCCCGAGGUCACCAACCAGUUUCUCAAACAAUUAGGUCUGCAUCCCAACUGGCAAUUUGUUGAUGUGUAUGGUAUGGAACCUGAACUCCUUAGCAUGGUGCCACGACCAGUUUGUGCUGUACUGCUUCUCUUUCCAAUCACAGAAAAGUAUGAAGUAUUCAGAAUAGAAGAAGAAGAAAAAAUAAAAUCAGAGGGACAAGACGUCACAGAAUCGGUGUAUUUCAUGAAGCAAACCAUCAGUAAUGCCUGUGGAACAAUUGGUUUGAUCCACGCCAUUGCUAACAACAAAGACAAAAUGAAUUUUGAAUCUGGAUCAGCAUUGAAAAAGUUCUUGGAAGAAUCUCUAAGUAUGAAUCCUGAAGAAAGAGCCAGAUACCUAGAAAAAUAUGAAGCUAUUCGAGUUACUCAUGAAUCGAGUGCCCAUGAAGGUCAGACAGAGGCACCAAGUAUAGAUGAAAAAGUAGAUCUGCAUUUUAUUGCAUUAGUUCAUGUAGAUGGGCAUCUCUAUGAAUUAGAUGGGCGCAAACCAUUUCCAAUUAACCAUGGGAAAACUAGUGAUGAUACUUUAUUAGAGGAUGCCAUAGAAGUUUGCAAGAAGUUCAUGGAACGGGACCCGGAAGAGUUAAGAUUUAACGCAAUUGCUCUUUCUGCAGCAUAGCUGAUGCAUAGAGGAGACACCAGUACUGUAUUAUUUGUAACAGAAGUAAAAUUCCUCCUGCCAUACUCCAGUACUCACAAAUUUUGAUAUUUUCAUGAUGAUAUUGAUGAUACUGACCAAUAAUAGUUUAUGUGCAUUAAACUUUGAAUUAAUCUG
This is a messenger RNA of Trichosurus vulpecula (common brushtail), 918 nucleotides long. It is a transcript of the gene UCHL3, whose product is annotated as ubiquitin C-terminal hydrolase L3. Bases 70 to 762 code for a protein of 230 amino acids. Gene Ontology annotation, cellular component: cytoplasm. The record is from RefSeq and is a predicted model, not a curated record. Gene Ontology annotation, molecular function: cysteine-type deubiquitinase activity. The transcript is spliced from 9 exons. NCBI's taxonomy places the organism in Eukaryota, Metazoa, Chordata, Mammalia, Diprotodontia, Phalangeridae. Gene Ontology annotation, biological process: protein deubiquitination; ubiquitin-dependent protein catabolic process.